AUGAAGCCCGCGGGCAGCUCGCGCGUUGGGGCCGGCGGCCGCGGCGGCUGGAAGGGUGGGAGCGACUCGGGCUCGGGGACCAAGGGCGGCUUCGGGUCGCGCACACGAGGCUUCAGCAGCGGCGGUCGGGGCCGGGGACACGGCGGCAGUGACAGCAGGGACCGCGGCGGCGGAGGGGUGCGGCGCGGCGGCGCGGCCAAGAACAAGAACCGGCGCAGGAAGGGCAUCGCGGUGUCGGUGGAGCCGCACCGGCACGAGGGCGUGUUCAUCUACCGCGGCGCGGAGGAUGCGCUGGUCACGCUGAACAUGGUGCCUGGCAUCUCAGUGUACGGCGAGAAGCGCGUCACGGUCAUCGAGAACGGCGAGAAGCUGGAGUACCGCACGUGGAACCCCUUCCGGUCCAAGCUGGCGGCUGCCAUCCUGGGCGGGGUGGAUCACAUCCACAUCAAGCCCAAGUCCAAGGUGCUGUACCUGGGCGCCGCCUCGGGUACCACGGUCUCGCACGUCUCCGACAUCAUUGGGCCCGACGGCCUGGUCUACGCUGUUGAAUUCUCCCACCGCGCUGGCCGCGAUCUGGUCAACGUGGCCAAGAAGCGCACCAACAUUAUCCCGGUCCUGGAAGAUGCCCGGCACCCGCUCAAGUACCGCAUGCUCAUCGGGAUGGUGGACGUGAUCUUUGCGGACGUGGCCCAGCCGGACCAGUCCCGCAUCGUGGCUCUGAACGCCCACACCUUUCUGCGCAAUGGAGGCCACUUUCUCAUUUCCAUCAAGGCCAACUGUAUCGACUCCACCGCAUCCGCUGAGGCUGUUUUCGCUUCCGAGGUGAGGAAGUUGCAGCAGGAGAACCUGAAGCCUCAGGAGCAGCUGACUUUGGAGCCCUAUGAGAGGGACCAUGCUGUGGUGGUUGGGGUCUAUCGGCCCCUUCCCAAGAGCAGCAGCAAGUAGCAUCAGGCAGGGAAGGCAUCCUGCCAUUGACGCAAGACUGUGUUGUGUCUCUGUGCCUGUUUUAUUGUGUUGCUUUUCUAGUAAAUAAAGAAUUCUCAAGCAUACCAUGAGGCCAGGCUGGAUCUUGCUGCCCAAGAGAACUUUUAGGUCUCUGGCAGCCUAACCCCACAGCUGGGUACAGAGGCCCUUCAGGGAACAGCCUGGGAGCUGGGCUUAUGCCAGUCACUGUAGUCCUCUGUUCUCCAGAGCCCCACUUUCACACAUACAUCCUCUAAUCACAA
This is a messenger RNA of Nannospalax galili (Upper Galilee mountains blind mole rat), 1226 nucleotides long. It is a transcript of the gene Fbll1, whose product is annotated as fibrillarin like 1. The record is from RefSeq and is a predicted model, not a curated record. Gene Ontology annotation, biological process: rRNA methylation; box C/D sno(s)RNA 3'-end processing. The transcript has a single exon. Lineage: Eukaryota; Metazoa; Chordata; Mammalia; Rodentia; Spalacidae. Gene Ontology annotation, molecular function: RNA binding; histone H2AQ104 methyltransferase activity; rRNA methyltransferase activity. Gene Ontology annotation, cellular component: nucleolus; small-subunit processome; Cajal body. Bases 1 to 945 code for a protein of 314 amino acids.